AUUGGUUCCUUCGCUAGAGAGGGGGUGGUUCUUACUAGUUCUCUCGCGCUUUCGCUUUUCCGAGUCCAGUGUGUUUCACCACUCGAGAAACCCGCGUGCCUUGCGUUCUAACGCGAAGUGAUAGAAGUUCAGACGAAAGCAUAAAUAUGUCUGCACCGAGGGCAGUCCUUGUGAACAAACAAUUCAACUCUCCUAUCAACUUGUAUUCACCCCAAGCGAUACAAGAAACUCUGGAUAGGCAAACUCAAGUUUUGUCCAAUGGCGCAGUUGGAAUUGAUUUCAAUCAACUCGCGAAACCGGCGAAUUUACAAAACAGUGCGGUUCUACGUAUGCUCGAAGAGGAGGAAGCGAGGCAGCGGAGUGGACAACCAACUCUCAAGCGUGUAGCUUGGCCUCCACCUCCAGAGGACGAAGACUACGAUUUCGUUGAACAAGGACCUGUACAAGUGAAGACCCGUGGAAUCGGUGAGUUCGCCUCGUACCAGAGCAGUCCCUCGUCAGGUUCGUCGCCUCAGCCACCGUCGACGAUCGCUCGCUCCUCUGCAGUACCGUCUUCACCCUCACCGGUUAGUCCUGGUGGAACGUUGCGACAUCCAUCACAAUUGCAUCAACCGGUGCCAAAGGGUUGGCGACCGGUGACACCCCCAGUAUCUACUCCAGUUUCGCCUCAACUGAUUCAGCCGGGCUGGUCUAAUCAGCAGCAGCAACAGCAACAGCAACAACAGAGUCAACGUCCUCAGCAGCACCCUCAAGAUCACUAUACGACACGAUUGCAACGAAGCCAGUCUCCUGCUACGUUUGAAGCUCCACCGUCCACGAUCACACUCCGCCCGGAACCUCCGAUCUCACAGGUGCCAGCACCGAUUUACCAAGCACAACCUGCUGCGACUAAGGCACCAGUAAGCGGAAACAUGAGAGGAGACCUAAAAUGGCCCCCGCCGUCGGUGAAAGCUCAAACGGAAGCCGAAAACAGAGCCAGGAUGGAAUUGGCGAGAGGCCCGGCUGUCAGACCCCGCAGAGUGCAUAAGGACUACAGCGGAUUUUUCGCCCAACACGCUUUGAACAGUACCUAUCCAGGAUAUCGGGCUCCGCCGGGAACUCAAUACUUCACCCCUUCUUACCAGCGUUAGCAAAUUCUGCACCAAAAUUCCUUCCUGUAAUUUCGUCCUGAGCUCAACGUUUCCAUUUCACAAUCGAAAUCCAAAAAUAACAACAAAAAUUUGUAAUGGAAAUCUCUUAGAACCGUCCUCGUUGGAUUUCGGAAUUUAUACAUCGAAACGAUGAAAGAGGAUCCGUACAAAUACAUAAUGUUUAGCUAUUGUAUAUAUUUCGACUGUUCGAAAAUUUAUUUCCUUUCUUUCACCCGAGGACUCAGGACUGUGCAUGCAUAAAAGUAUGCCUGUUUCUCUUUUCCAGUUCCUAGUCCAAAUCGGUACUUUCACGAGAUACGUCAUACGGUUUCAUUAUAAUUUUUGAUAGACUUCCUAUUCGGAUUUCGAAUUUCAACAUAAUUUGUACAGCGUGCUAUGAAUAAUAUAAAUAUCUCUCGUUUAGUUGACAUUGGCCGGUAUUCAGAGUCGUUGCUUAUUCUUAAGAUCACCGUAAGCAUUUGCUUAAGUCCCUGUUUCUUGUACAAAACAGGGAGUGGCAAAGAGAUAGGAAAUGCUUAAGACAAUCUUAAAUAUAAGAAACGACUCUGAAUACCAGCCAUUAACAGUUUGAUAGAUAAAACUACUUGAACUCGAUUGAAAUGUAAAUUGAUCUUAAUUAAAAUUCAAAUUCAAAUCA
Molecule: messenger RNA, 1788 nt
Organism: Ceratina calcarata
Lineage: Eukaryota; Metazoa; Arthropoda; Insecta; Hymenoptera; Apidae
Product: vegetative cell wall protein gp1
Exons: 7
Coding region: 147-1130 (327 amino acids)
Source: RefSeq, a predicted model, not a curated record